AUGCAGCCGGUUCGUUGCGUUCGGUCUUGGGUGCAGUCACUGCAACUCGGCGUCGUGACUAUGGCUGAGGCCAUUCGUUCAGGGACAUGGAGGGAACAGCAAUACCAGCUCCUUCAAGGAGCUCGACAUAAGUCUCAGUAUUAUUACUCGCAAAAUUCGAAGAGAACUUUUACUAUCCCUGGGCUGGCGAUAGCGGCUAUGUUGGCCUUGUGGUAUAUUUUCUCGCAUCCAUUCAUCGACGAGCGUGCUUGUCAACAUCCAGUCGCUCGGCUUGUUUAUGAUGCUGAAUGGGCUUUUAAUGAGACAUUGGGGCACCAGUCGAAGUCAUUGGACGAGGCAGUGGCGGAAUAUCGACGACGAUAUAAGAUGCCACCACCUCCGCACUUCGAUGAAUGGUAUGCGUUUGCGAUGUCGCGAAACACAGUCCUGAUUGAUGAAUUUGAUACGAUAUAUCAUACUUUGCUGCCUUUCUGGGGACUUGCACCUAGCACGAUUCGUUCGCGUGUGAGAGAGGAUCUUGGGUAUGAUAAUCACGUUAUGGGCAUUGCGAUUCGCGACGGCAGAGCUAUCCAUUUGGGCAAUGGCCAAGGCGGAUUCCAGAGAGAUGCAACAAUGAAGAUUCUUGACAAGUUCUCCCAAUGGUUACCGGACAUGAAUAUGGAAUUCAACGUACACGACGAACCACGAGUGGUAGUUCCGCACGAGGAGCUGCAUAAGCUAAUCACUGAAGGCUAUGCAGCUCACGCUCGGCUCAAUGGUAACUCUUCAUUGUUGAACACAUUCUCGCCAGGUGAUACGGAUGACCCUAUCCCACCAGUGCCGGUCUUCACGACCAGAUUCAACAACAUCGAGCGCCAAGAGACCUGGCUCUACUCACGGCUUUCAUGCCCACUAGACACACCUGCCAGGGCGCUGGAUAGUAACGCGCCAGACAACUCAAGCGCUUAUGCAGUGGGUCCUCUGGGCUUUGUGUUCAACCAGACUGCCGCUAGUGAUAUGUGCAACAACCCAUCGCUGCGGCAUCGGCUGGGAGUUUUUGAUCACCCAAACUCUUUCAAGGUGACAAACGAGCUGGUCCCGAUGUUUUCUAUGUCCCGUCCGUCUUCAUUCCAGGACAUUGCAGUUCCCUCGCCGUACUAUUACGAAGGUAUAUCAAAUUUCGAUCCAGAAACCUCAGUUGAAUGGGAGAACAAGAUACACCAGCUGUACUGGCGCGGAAAGACUACCGGAGGACAUAGUCGGAACGGCACCUGGCGCAACCUGCAACGCCAGCGCAUCAUCGGAAAUCUGACCCAUCCACAAUCGCCCCAGUAUCUAAUGCAGCCAAAAAGCGAUUCAAGCUGUAUUGCGGGCCGUAGUGAAGGCUGGGACGUCCAAAUUGCAAAUCGAUCCCAGAUCGAGGGAUAUUUCAAUACCCACUUCAUGGAGAUCGUGGACUGCGACGAGGACUGCGAUGAAGAGCAAGUGUUCUUCAACGAUAUCGCGGAACCAGAUCCUGCGAGCGAGGCCUGGAAAUACCGGUAUCUGUUAGAUAUGGAUGGUCAUGCCUACAGCGGGAGGUUUUACGCCUUCAUGCGCAGCAAGAGUGUUCCGUUCAAGUUGACCUUCUUCCGGGAGUGGCAUCAGGACGUUUUGGUCCCAUGGGUCCACUACGUACCGAUUAACAAAGACGGGAAUGAGAUUCCUGAGUUGAUACGGUUUUUCGAGGAAGAUCCUGCGGGUCAGCAGAUUGCUCGGUCGAUCGGCGAAGAGGGCCAGUCUUGGGCGGCCAGGACGAUCAGAAAUGAUGAUAUAGACGUUUACAUGUUUCGACUUUUCUUGGAGUACGCCCGUGUACAAGAUGACCAGAGAGAGGAACCUAGGAUUUAUGCUGUAGAAGCCCUGUGGCAUGAUCAUGUCUAUCUACCACAGUCAGUUUUCUAA
Penicillium mononematosum is the source of this 1923-nucleotide messenger RNA. RefSeq lists its product as uncharacterized. Lineage: Eukaryota; Fungi; Ascomycota; Eurotiomycetes; Eurotiales; Aspergillaceae. Bases 1 to 1923 code for a protein of 640 amino acids. The transcript is spliced from 2 exons. The record is from RefSeq and is a predicted model, not a curated record.